UAUCUUUUACAUGCAAAUAUAUUUGCCAUUUUAUUCCAUAUAGGUUAUUUUAUUCAACCACAGAAAUCUUUUUUUUAUUUUUUUAAAUACAUUAUUUCCCCCAUAGAAUUUUACAUUCAGCCUCAAGUUUUGCAAUUUUUUUUCUGGAACUGAAAUGAGGAUUUCAUUUUGCACCAUUUUUGAUUGAAUGAGAAGAGGUUAUUUUUGGGAGCUAUUGUGAUGGAGAAGUUGGAAGCCGAGUCAGAUGUUGAGCCACAGGGUCGCCCUCGCUCCUGCACCUGGCCUCCUUUGCCGGACCCUUCCUCUGAUAUUCCUUUGCCCCCUCCUGGUCUGGAUCCAGGGCAGAUGCGUAAAGCAAAAAGUUCACGCAGGAAUGCUUGGGGCAAUUUGUCCUAUGCAGAUCUCAUCACCAAGGCCAUAGAGAGUUCCCCGGAGAGGCGCUUGACCCUAUCUCAAAUUUAUGACUGGAUGGUUCGUUUUGUCCCUUACUUCAAAGAUAAGGGUGACAGCAACAGCUCUGCUGGGUGGAAGGUGAGAACCUAGCAGGACAGCAUGAGGGAAUGAGGGUCCUGCCAAAUAAGGGUGGGAAGUUAUGGAUGUACAUUAAUGUACAUUACUGGCAAAGGCAUGUGUUUAUAAAAUAGUUACUGUGUAAGGACACAUGCAUGUAUGGCCACAUGUGUGGCUAGGGCAGUUGAUGAUAAGUAGGGGAAUGCUGGUUAUUUUAAUAGAUGCUUUAGAUGUAGAUAUUUUAAUAGAUGUGUGAAAGUUGUUUGAGAAUUGUGGGUAGGUUUUGGAGGCUUGUUUAUUGACUGUAUUGUCCAAUCUAGGCAGUUGGUGGUCACUGCUGGGGAAAAGGAAAGGUGUGUGUGUGUAUUAGAAUGUUCAUUGGGGUUAGGGCACUUGUUGCUUUGGUAUAAGAUAAGGGACAAUGAGGAUGCAGGGUGCAUUAUGACUUGGAUUUCCCUUUAGUGUAAUUCAUGGAAAUGGGGCAUAAUGUGUACAAGUAUGUAUGUGGGAUACAUAGAGUUGAUAACUCUGUUUGAGAAAAUGUAAUAAGAAUGGAGGUAUUGACUCUACUAUUUUUAUUUUUGUCAGUAUUUUAGAAAAUAGUAAGAUACAUCAGUUAUUGUUAGAAGGGAAAGCCUUGGAAGUAGUAGUAUUAUUGUCUGCCCUUACAGGUUGACAGAUACUGGCAGUCCUAAAUUCAUGGUGGCUUCCUGAAAUUCUUUGCAUAGAUUUUCAUAUAACAGUAUAUUUAGUGGGUUUGGCUACUCUGUAGACUAGAUCUUUGUGGCAAAAUGGAGGUAAAUAAUUUUUUCACAUAUUUUAUAAGACAUAUUGCUCACUCUUACAUUUGCACUAUUCUAGAAACACGUAACUGGAUAAAAUUCAAACUCUACUUUUUCUUUAAAUAUAUCAAUAUAAUAUCCAUGUUUGUGUGUAAAGUCUAGCCUUGUUAUAACCAUAUUAGUAACUCAUUCCUGAUCUUCAUCAGCAUAGGGAAGCCUAUAAAUACAUCACUGUUCUAUUGACAUUUUCAUAAUCCAACACCCAUUAACCCCUUUAGUACCAAUGAUAUAUAAAGAUCGUUACAAUUUGCUCUACCCUAAUCUGAAAGGGAUUAAUUACCCUGUUACCAAGGCCUACUAUUAAUAACGUGUUAACUUCCUCAAAGAAAGUAACUAAAAGCUACUAAACUAUCAAAGGUUUAUGUCUCCAUCCAUUUCUUCAGCGUUUAGUCACUAAAUAGUGAAAUGGUGAAUUGAAAACAGAAUUGCUAAAUUUAGGCUAAUAUAGUUAUGCUGUUGGAGAAUUUUUCUAAAUCAGCUCUUUUUGCCUACAUUUUGGAAUUUCGUUUUUAGUUUGCUAUUUUUAUAAUUAAUAUUAUGAUUGGAAUUUAAAUAGCACCAACUUUUUCCACAGUGCUUUACAAUAAAAUAAAAGGGGGUAUUUAAUAAUAAGUGAGAAAAACUAUUAAACAGUUUGGCGGGAACAGUAGGUUGAGGACCCUGGUCAAACAUGCUUACAAUGCAGAGGAUGUGGGUAUAAAAAGACAAAAGGAAUGGUAGCAUGGGGGAUAACAAGCAAGUGGGAAAGUGGAACCCUCUAAUUAAAUUGAGAGAGAGUUUGAGAAGUGACAGUUAGUCUGGGAGGUCAUACACUUGAGAUGUGUUUUUAAUUGACUUCUCAUAGGAUUAAAGGCUUGGGUAUAGUCUGAUGGUAAGGCAUGGCUGGUCCAUAGGAAUGGAAACAUCCAAGAGAAUAUUUAGUGAAUAAACCACUUGUCUACCUGCCUAAUUUUUUUCUAGAAAUGUUAACGUGGGGUUGAAAUAUGACAUGGGUCCAUUUAUAUAGGUUAUUUUUUUUAAUUUUUUUUUAAGUAUUUAGAAAGUCAGGUGCUAUAACAUGCUUCCUAUCACUUUUUUACCCCCACAAACUACUUUGUGCUUGUAAUUCUUCUAGACUUUACAUAAUAUGUUUUAUUUAUAGGUUUGUAGAUUGCAUGUUUAAUAAUGUACACAUAAUUAAAUGAAUUCUUUUAGUUAUGCUGAGGUUUUCCAGGAUAAUAAAGGUGAAAGAAAAAAUAAAACCAUUAUUACUGCUCAUGUUACAGGCAAGCCAUUUUUACACAUGAUACCUGUUCACACUUGCUACAAUUUCUUUAUCAGUUUGUAAUAAUUCAAGAUUAUGUUACAUAUUUAGAUAUACAGUCUGACACCACUAAAGCAUAGUUUCAUACAGCCUGAAGAUCUGUGUCUACUUUGUAUGUUCAAAGUGGUAAAGCAUAUAGUAGCUUUUCCCCAAAUCUUUUAGUCACACAUAUCAAUUAGCACCAACUUUUUCUUUGAAAAAUGUAAAUGUAUUUGCAUUAUAAAAAAAAAAAAAUACUCCACUCUUUUUUUUUCAUGAUUUUUAUCCCUAUGUAAUAGUCUAUCGCUACAUCUUUACCUCUCUCUAUCCUUUAGGCUUCGCUUCUCCCUUAUUUGUCACUCUCCCCCUUCUCUCUCAUUUAUGCUGCAUUACCUACUGAAGUGUCUUAGCUAUUAAAUGAUGCAGUUUUAUAGUGGCAAAAAAAAAGGAGAGAGAAAUACAGGCAGUGUAACCCAUGAAAAUCACUACAGCUCGACUUGGAUGCUGUGCCUACCAUGGCAGUGUGAUAUAGUAAAACAUAGGCUAUUGGAUGUGGAGGCCAUGCCACCUAGUUCAGUGUGACAAAGGAGCACGUGGUGAAAAUGCGCUUUAGAAGUAGAUAUUGUUUCAUCCACUGCUGGGUGGCACAGAGACUAAGAAAGAAGGGAGCAAUGAGACUUACUGUUAUUGCCAUAAGUGUGUGAUACUGACACAAAUAAUUUAUAGAACACAUUGAUUCUGCAUCUACAACUUCAUGGAAACAGUUAUAUCAGAGUUAUUGAACAUAAAGGUUCUAUCACCUUUUGCUCGUUUACAAAACAUGUAGCUAUGGUACAUGGAUUCUUCCUUAGUAUUUGCAAGGUCACAAAGCUGUCUUCAUGGAGUCAUGGAUUGUGUAGUUUAUUCAUCUUAAACUGACGCAGGCUGUCCCUCACACACAAGAUGGAAGAUACAUAAAAAGAUGCUACAAUAAUGUCUGACACAGACAUUAUUGUAAAACAGUUACACAUGUAAGAUGACAGUGUUGACAAAGGUGUCAGAGAUACACAAGAAAUAAAGGUAAAAUCAUUAAGCAUGUCUUCUUCCCAUCAAAAAGUGACAGAGACUCUGAUUAUGUGGACAUUGACUGGGGAAAUUAUAGGUCCCACUUUUACAUGGCAGAAUAACAGUUAAAUGGCAAUCUUUACACUGCACAAUGGGAAAUAUGUGAAACAAAGGUCACAUAUAUGUAAAAGUGGAUUACAGAUCCAUACCAUUUGUUUGAAUCAUAUAUAUGUGGACUAGAUGCAUUUCAUCCCUUCUAGCACAAGGCAGUACAGACACUGAUUAAAAGGUGCUUGGUAUUUGGGUAUUUUAUUCAUUUGCACUGGAAGGUGACAGAGUUACAUUUGUAGAUUUAAAUGUAAUAGCAGAUUGACCCUUGUUUUGCAAAGUGACAGAGAAAUAUACAAGCAGUGUGUAAGCCUGUCCUCUGACUCACACUGCCAGGUGAGAGUGCACACCAGUCUCUCACUCCUAAAUAGAUCAGUCUUGUAGGGAUUAAUGUUGGUAAAUUUUCUCUAACCAGAUUAUUACAGAUAGAUUACAGCACAGAGAAUUAGUGACAACAAGAUAAUUGUGUGGUAAUAUUUAUAAAAUGUUGUUUGUUAGUAACUAUUCUCAACAUCUUUAUGAUAACUCUCAGAUUUUAAUAUCAAUAUCUUCAUUAUCAGUUAACCAAAACUCCUAAGUUAUCCUACUAAGUUUCUUUUUUAUUAUAUAUAAAACAACAACACACUCAACAGUGCUGUACAAUGGGUACGUCAUGAAAACACAUUUACACUGUUUGUAAAUAUACAAAACUCAGAAAGAGAAAAAAGUGCCUGAGAGCUCCUGCCUAUUGCAAAUCCCAUUAUUAACAAGCUGAGAGUGAUAGGAUUUGUAGAGCAACGUUCUCUGGGUGCAUGUAAACUGCCUAUCCUUAUUUUGUAUCAUGUAGUUAGCCAUUUUUAUUAUCUAGUUCAUGGGUAGUCAACCUGGUCCCUACCGCCCACUAGUGGGCGUUUCAGGAUUCUAGGUGGGCGGUAGGGGAUUCUGCGGCACAACAAGCUGAAUCCUCCUUUCAUCGAGAGAGUGGGCGGGCGGGCGGGUGUGAGUGCACAAAUGGACAUGAAAGCGCGAACUCAUGCGAACAAGAGAAUGCAUGCGCGCGAACAAGAGAAUGCGUGCAUGUGAACGAGAAUGUGCCAACGCGAGCGAGUGUAACACAUGGGAAGAGGAAGGGGAGGAGUGGAAGCUGAUGUACAAUAGCAGGGACAGGCAGAAGCAGAGCAGAGCAGUUGUAAAAUAGGAGAAAGAAAAGUUAUUGGCAGGACAAGGAGAGAAUUGUUGUUGGCUAAUAAUAAUAAGUGGGCUAACUAGCUCAGCCUUGCUUUUGGACAUUACCCUAAAGAAGGUAAAAGAAAAGAGAUAAAAAGGGAAGAAAAAUAGAAAAAAGGGGAUAAAAUAAAAGAGGACAGAAAGCAGUGUUUAGAGUGGCUCGUGUUUUGGCAAGUUAAGUUUUGUUAUCUUAUAAAAGAAAGAAAGAAGGAAGGAAAAUAAGUAAAGGAAGGAGAAGGAGAGAAUAAAGAGAAAGGGGAAAAAGAGACCCCUGAUAUAUUGAUAUAAUAUAAGGAAGUUAAAGAAGAAGGCAGGAAAAGCAGAGAAAAAAAAAGGGGGGAACUUCUUUUUAUGGUGAUGCGUAAUAACAAUUGGCACAUAAUACGGCGUUGUUUUGGGUGUUUGUAAUAAAAGGGAAAAGAUGGGGAAGGGGGAAGGAAAGCACUGUGUGGAGUGCAGAUCAAAACAUGGUAAGAGUAAAAGUAGUGAUGUCGCGAACCGUUCGCGAACUUGCCGCAAGCGGUUCGCUGCAAACCGUUCGUGGCGAACUCCGGUCAGCUGACACAUCCCUACCAAUCUCCGGCAGACCCUCCCUCCCAGACCCUCCUACUUCCUGGACAGCAUCCAUGUUGAAGGCAGCUUCAACAUGGAUGCUGUCCUGGAGGUGGGAUGGUCUGGGAGGGAGGGUCUGCCGGAGAUUGGCAGGGAUGUGUCAGCUGACCGGAGUUCGCGGCGAACCACUCGGGGCAAGUUCGCGAACGGUUCGCAACAUCACUAAAAAGUAGUUGUUAAAUUGUGCAACAAAUUUAGAACCCACGUGUGAAGAAAAAGACCAGAGUAUCUGAAGACACUUGCGCUAAAAAAGUUUGAGUUACUGCAGCACUGGUGGGCGGUACGGAAAUUUUACCAUCAAGAAAGAUGCAUUAGUGGGUGGUAGGUACAAAAAGGUUGACUACCCCUGAUCUAGUUACUUGGCAUCACUCUGCACUUUUGCACAUUCAGGGUCCAUGGGUCCCUCAGUGAUAACUUAUCACCACUUUUACCAUUUCAAAUAAUGUUGCUUUUUAAAAGUGAUACUUAUACACUACUGCUUAUCCUUUAACCGGGUAUGCAUCUAGCAUACUUUUAUAGUGCAGCAUUCAUUAUAAGAGGUCACAGGAGGACAGUGUGAGGAUAGUUUUGGGUUUAUAUCGGGACAUCUCUGUCUUUUAUUAUGUUCCCUGUUCAGAGCAGCUCUUGACUUUUAACACAUUGUGAAAUAAAUAGUUUCACGUAAUUGUGAUGAGGGAAUGAUUUCUUAUUGCAUAGUUCCCAUCUGUAUUUCUUCUGAUCGCAACUGCAACAGAUUCAUGCUAUGUUGAUCAUAUGUUUUACUAUCACUUUCAAGGAAAAACAAAGUCAUAUAGUUCUAUGUGUAACAAGAACAAAAAAGGAUAUAUUUUAUAUACCCUUCAGUUUCACUCCAGGAGGAAGUUCUGUGCUUGCGCCUACUGAUGAUUUAUACAUUUUACAUUUCCACAUUUCCAUUUGUUAUAUUUGAUUAGGAUGGAAUAUUUUGUAUGCCAUAGAAUUAUAAUAUUAUAAUGUCACCCCAUUAAAAAAAAAUGAGUAUUUCGUAAAGAUAAAGAAAAAAACUAAAUGAAGUACUCAGAGUAUGUUUGCACUGAAAUUUCAGAGCAAUACCAACACAGUAAAAUAAAUGUCAUAAGAGAAAGUAGGGACUACUUUUCUUAUGUAUUUUUACUAUGCCUGACAAAACUUGACAAAAGGAUAGAGCUAAUUAACUAAUUGUUUUUUAUUUCUCCCAGCCAUCACUAGUGACGGCUGAGAGAAGAAAGGCAUUAUCUUGCACGAUCUGCAUAGACAUCAUUGUUGUUCUCUCAUCCAUGCGCAAGAGUACAACACUGACGUGGGCUCCUGGCAGAUGAAUCGUCAGGAGCUAGUGAGGAUCUACUGAAUAAAGAAGGACAAUUCCAGGUAAGUAAAAUUUACCUUUCUCUGCACCCCCAGGCCACUGUGCGCAAGCGGUAAAGUCAACAUUGCGGGUCUUUGCAUAUUGACCCCACCAUGUGACAGCUACUUUAACCAAAAAAGGUACAUUUUAUAUUUUUGCUAGAGUCAAAGUACAUCCUAAGGUCUAUAUGUAAUUAUUACAUAACUUGAUGGAUGAACACAAAAGGAUUAAAAGCCAAGCUGACCUUGCAGAGAUUCAAACAUGUGACUACUCUAUACACUAUAUAUUUUAAUUCAUUAGGUAGAAAUAUUCCAUUCUCCUUCUUUGUCCUAUGUAUUGUUUCAUUAAACAGAAAUAAUUACACCUCCAUAUCUAUAUGUUCGAAAUCCAAUCUACAAAAAUACAAAAAAGAACCACAAAUAGUGUCAUACUAUUAAACACCAUAAAAAAGGUUUGGAGAUAUAUUGCACUUACAAACUGGAAUUUGAUAGCAUGCAUAUAGCAGAUAAAAUACUGCUGCACCUUCUUUCCUUUACUCCUUCUCUGAAUAUAGAGGGAAAGAAAGGAGAGACAAAUACAUAGUAUACAACUGUAUAUGAAUAAAAUCAAAAUGUAUUACAGGUUGCACUCACAAGAUAAAAUCAAUAGAUAAGCUCAUCAGAAUUAACACUUCACCCAGUCCGCGUUUCGUCCGAUUAGGGACAUCAUUAUGGACUCUACAGCAUCUCUGAGGAAAUGCUGACUGGCAACUGAUGAUCAGUUAUGGAGGUGGGCCAGCUCUGGCGAGACCGGCAUGGCGCUGGUAAAAAGAGAAGUAAAAGCAUCAUUCCCAUGCGAUCGGAGGGGGCUGGUGACCUAAACAUACACAUUCAUUGACACACACACAGACAGAGACAGACACACACUGACAGAGACAGUCAGACACAUACACACACUGACAUAGACAGACAUACGCACAUACUGAUAGAGACAGUCAGACACACUCACAAAGUACUAUUAAUACACUCAAAUAUAUACACACACAAACAUUCAUACAUACACACAGACAAAUACACAGAGACAUACACACGACAGAUUCACAGAUUUAAAAAAAAAAAAUAUAUAGUUUUAGUCACCCUCCUGUUUCCUACCUUUUGGGCUCAGGAGGGUGGCUUCCCUGGUGUCUAGUGGGAUUAGGCAGCAGUAAGUGACAGGUUAGUGGGGCUGGCUGCGGCUGAUGGGAGUAGGCAGCCGCUGUUUCAGACUCCUUCCUUACUCCUCCCCCCUAUCUCAGCAGCUCUCUGUGCGCCGGGAGGAAGUGAAGGGAACUGUAAUAACUUCCUCCCAGCACUGAGGUCACGCAGGGGAAAGGACUGGUUGCCGGUGUUCCAUCAGCUUUGGGGCAUGGGGGGCGGGAGGCAUUUGGGAGCUUCAGAGUUCUGGGCUGCCAAAGUCACAUAAAAUAGGGGGUGCAACUAGCCCCUGGCACACAAGUGCAAAUAACUAUGGUUAUGCAGCUAAAACACAAUCUGCACAGCCAGAUUCCUAACACAAUACCUAUCACAAUGACCACUUCAAAAAGUAGAAGUGGUCAUGGACGUUGAAGUAACCUUUUAAACCCUCUAAUCCAAAGUCCACCUUUUGUUAGUCCAUAUAAUGGCAACUUUUUUCACUUGUUCAUGUGGACAUAUUUAAAGUUAGUCAAGUAUGCUCAGAAAUCUUUUAGAAGUCAAAAUUGACUACACUUUGCACCUCAAAAAGCAACACAAUUUUACAUAGUCCAUUUUGUCUCAUAGUUUCUCACUGAAUCUCUUAACUCUGUCUAGGCAGUGCAGGCUCUAUGUUCCCCUGACUUUUGUAUGGAUGCUUAAUAUUGUGGCAAUUGGGCAGGUUCUAUGACUUUUCUAUAUCAUUUUUUAAUACUCAAGGAUGAAGAAAAAAAAGCCUCAAUGUGCUGUAAGUCCCUCUUUUCUGUGAUUCGACAAAUGCUAGAAAACAAUGGUCCAUUAUGGAACCCCUGCAUUGUAAGCCUACUCUUAAGUUUUAGUAAAUUAUCGUCUUCCCUUCCCCCCAACACUCUACAUUCGUCCUUUGCAGCAUGAUAUAAUAAUUGGUGUCAGGACCUGGCAGCGAGGUGAUGUGCCAUUCUGAAGAGGCUAGCUGGGUAAUUGAAGCAAAAUUAGGCACCUGUGGUGAGAUCCCAGAAUGCCUUAUGCCACUGCUAAAACAAAAUAUUCAUAGAGAAGAAAAGAUCAGAGGGAAAAGAAAGAAAUUUGGUAGUGAGACAGAGUGAAAAUGUAUACACAUUUACAUAGUGCUUGGCCAAUAUACUCGGCCUGGAAUCUUUUUAAUCUGCCCAUUUUGGCAUUCUACACUUCUUCCGUAUUUGAUCUUCAAUACAGCGAACACAGCCAGCAAUCAUGUUUCUUUAUCACCUUGGGCAAGAUGCAUGAUACUGCUAACUCUUUAAAGAAUUGUGCAUUUAAAAUGUAGAAAUCAAAAUAUUAUUAAAGGCCUGAUUAAGAAAGACUAAAUGAUGAGAAAAACACAUAUUAACGGCUGUGACAGACAUGUGAUGUCAAUAGAGUGGAAAUUAUUAAAUGUGUAAACAUUUUUUCUCUACCAUGCAUUUAUAUUAUAUUUAUAUUACUUCUUCUUGCUUGUGUAAAUUUGAUGUUCUCCUGUAUGGUAUCAUUAAUUGGUUUAAUGUGGUUACUUAUACUUAGCAACACAUACGUGGUUAUUCAAGUAAAAAGUUCUGGGAAUUCAAAGUGAAUACAAUGUGAAUUUCAAAAUUUGGACCAUUAUAGCCGAAUUAGCAAAAGUCUUCAACUUAGUUUUGUUUUUGGUUUGUCUAUUUAGACCUUAAAUGUGAAAGUCAUUUUGAAUUCACUUUGAACUUGCAUUCCCAGCAAUAAUAACUUUAGUGAAUAAUCAUGUAAUUGGUUCUCCACAUUAAAAAGUUGGACAAUACUGUUUUAGUAUCUAAUGUUUAUUUUUUUGACAUUAAAUUAAUAGACAGAGGAAGUAUAUUACUCCUGGAACUGAUCUCUCCUGCAGAGGUCAUGCAUAUGUAUUCUACAUGCACUACUAUUUAGUAGAUAUACCCCAAUGAAAACACGUGUGCAUUUCAUUAUGCAUUUUUUCCAUUGGGAAUAUAUCUAAAAACAGCACAAUCACAUCACUGGCAGGUCCUCCUUUAUCCAUCUCGCACUGGCAUCUGGCUUCUCGGGACACCAAUGUGGGGGUUAUGUUGAAUACUUGCAUAUUCAGAUGCUAUUUGUUUGCUCUGAUGUUAGUAAGUAUGGUGAUCCAGUAUGAAUUUUUUUUUUUUUUUUACAUUUGACAAUGAUUAUUGGUUUUGGGAUACAGAAAAAAAAAAAAGGUUAGGGGGGGAAAUAAUAUUGGUGUCCUGCAAGGGUAUCACUCUUUUCUCUCAACGUGUGCUGUUUUCUUAUUACUAGACCAAUGAGUGGUGCCUAUGUUGCUCUACAUGAUUGGGCAGCAUAUCCUUGACAUGGACUGUAGUUGUGUGUAUGUUCUGCUACUUAUUGUGUAUCAUUAGUUUUAGUUGCGUGUUUUUGUGCAAAAUCAUCCCAUUUGGCUUUUGCUUCCAGGGUACUAGUAAGGUUAAAUCCCUGCCUCUACAAAGGAUUCCAUAGUAUUACUGAAUAACUGUCAGCUGGUGCCAGUUAGUGUCCUCAGACAGACAGAUAAGUGCGUCGGCAAGAUGUUAAUGCGCCAUGGACAGUUUGUAGUGGACCCAGUACUAUUUUGAAUUAUUUAAUUAAAUGGACACUCUUGGUACCAAUACAUGUUUUGCACAAUGCUGCACCAUAAGCCUGCCUCCUUAGCUACACUACCAUAUGCCAGAACAAACUUCCUUAUCAAAACAUAUGCACAUAGUCUCAGCCCCAACAGCAAUGAAUGGCUUCAAUGUGUGUCCUCUCCUGAUGCAGGUUGUUUUGUGGUUCAGAUCAUUCAAUACUUUCAGUGGAUGAGCUGCGUGUAUACAUUCUUAAAUAACAAAGUAUUUUUCUGGACCGAGGAGGUGUGACUAAAGAGGCAGGCUUAUUGUGCAUUUAUUGGAGCCUAUAGUGUUCCUUUAAAGUUCUUUGCUCUAUUAAAAUGUGUUAUAUUGCCUACAUUUAAUAAAUACACUAAAUGCAGAAUAAUCAAGUUAGAGGGCCACACCAUAAGGUGAGCUUAAAUUAAACUAAUAAGGGAAAACUCUAGUGUUCCCUUAUUAAUAAUACUUCCAUACUGUGUGCACUUAAUAAACAUGAUUGCAUAGAUUUCUGUUCUAAGGCACCUGAAUAAAGAUUAUGAAUGAUAAGAAACUAUAUUUUUUAUAUUGUACACUAAUAUACAGUAUCUCGUAAGCAUGCUCAUGCUCAUUGAUGCAGAGGUAAAAUUAAGAAUGAAUGCUGAAUGAAUGAAGAAUGCUGCAAUAGUUCACAGUUCUGCAGAGGCACCUACUUCUGCUAGUUUUGGUGUUAGAGCCAGACUUGGAGAUCUGCAUUCCGAAAGGUAUAUUCAGAUUCUUUCAAAAAACAAUGAAGGCAUUAGAAAUUUUUUAUUGAUUUCACUGUCAUAUAUUUUAUGUCUCAAAAAUAAUUUAAUUUGGCCCAUAAAUAUUCAGUCCUUCCAAAGAGUUACAAGACAAGAUAUAUUUUAUCUCUAUUAUUAUUAUCAUUAUAAACGUUCAUAUAGCAACAUUUAAUGCAGCACUUUACAAUCAUACAAUAGGGUUGUUUAACCAGUAAUUUAAAGACAAAAAUAACAAGACAAGAGGUAAAGAAGAUACUGCUCAACCAAGCAUACAAUCUAGGAUAAUUUAUAUACCUCUGUUUUUUUUAUAAAAUCAUUUAAAAUACAUUUGUCUGUUCAUGUACCUCUUUUUAAUUUGUUAGAUGUCCUGGAACAGUAGAUUAUUUUACCAUUUGCAGUUUUGUCCUUACUUUAUGUGUGCUACUGCUUACUAUGGUUUUUUAUUUUUAUUUUUGUUUAGUACGGAGUAGGGCGUGGGGGCUUAAAAACACAUUAUUUGGCAAGUGUAAGAGAAAUAGCCGCUCAAAGUAACCCCACAAAAUGCAUUAGUUUUACCCUUUAAGUGGUUAUGAACAGAAGCAAGAUUUAUUGUCUGUCACUAAAAUUGGCCACUGGUAAUUGCUUUUUUAAAUAUAUAUUUAUUUAUCUGAGUAUUUGCGGAUAUUGGGCCUGCAAAUGCGUAGUAGAAAUAAUUGCGGUGCAAUAGCAAGAAUUUUCUAAAUGUACCCUGCUGCAUGCUAAUUAGCAUAAAGCAUACCAAUACGAGGGAAAUAAGCAUUGGAUGAUACAAUUUCUUUUUUACAUUCUUCAGGACCUUUAUAUUAAGAAGUGAAUGUGUGGGUAGUCUCUUAAAAAUAAAAAUGAACUGAAGUCCCCAGGACCUGUUAAUAAGUGGGGAGUCUAACAAGGUAAAUAAAUAUAAUUAAGCAGUAUUGUCCAGCACACAAUAGUAAUCAUGGAUGAGUUGACCUUCCCCAUGCUGGCAAAGGGGUUGAUAAGAGAACAAUUAAUACUCUAGCCACAUCCCUUGGGUCAAUAAUAACACUUUAAUUUUACAAUCAGAUAGUCAGGGCUUGGGGACAGCGGAUGAUGUGACUGUGGGAAAAUUAGGACAGAGGUACUAAAUAUCCCUUGAUACAUCUUGUAAAUGGUUGAGAGGGGGAAACAAUAUUUGUUCUAGAUUGUUUGGACAACUACCUUUCCCUAGAAUUCAUGAGAGUUUAUUCUGAUAUAGGAGGUUCCUUUGCAUUUUAAUAUAAGGAGAUGGACUUUAAAAGCACUGCAUUAAUAUAUACACUGAUCAGCCACAACAUUGAAACCACCUGCUGAGAGCUCUGAACUGUCCUGUGGUAUCAGGCACCAAGCCAUUCACAACAGAUCUUUUAAGUCCUGCAAUUUGCAAGGUGGGACCUCCAAGGAUUAGAUUUGCUGUUCCAGCUCAUCCCCCAAAUGGUUCUUGGGAUUGAGAACUCUUUGUCAUGUUCCUCAAACAAUUACUUUAUAAUUUAUGCAGUGUGGCAGAGUGUGUUAUCCCACUGAAUGAAUCCACUGUCACUAUUGCACUAUUGCCAUGAUGGGGUGUAUGUAGUCGACAGCUAUCUCUAGUUAAGUGGUACAUGUCAAAGUAACACCCACAUGAAUGCCAGGACUAAAGGUUUCCCAGCAGAAAAUUGCCCAGAGUAUAACAUUGCCUCUGCGACCUGCCUUUUUCCCAUAGUGUAUCCUGCUGCCAUCUCUUCCGCAGGUAAGCAACGCACAUGGCCAUCCACCCGAUCAAAAAGAAAUCGUGAUUCAUCAGCCCAGGCAAUCUUCUAUUGCUCUAUGUUCCAAUGCUGAAUCUCACGUCCCCAUUGAAGGCACUCUCACGACCCCAUUUAAGGCAGGGGUCAUCAUGGGCACUCUGACUGAUCUGCAACUACAAAGCCCCAUACGCAGCAAACUGUGAUGCACUGUGUUCAUCAUGGCCAGCAUUAUGUUUUUCAGUAAUUUGAGCUACAGUAGCUCUUCUGUGUGAUCGGACCAGACAGGCUAGCAUUCGCUCCCCACGUGCAUCAAUGAGCCUUGGACGCACAUGACCCUGACGCUAGUACACUGGUUAUCCGUCCUUGCACAACACUUGGUAGGUACUAACUACUGCAUACCGGGAACACCCCACAAUACUUGCUGUUUUGGAGAAGCUCUGGCCCAGUUGUUUAGCCAUCGCUAUUUGGCCCUUGUCAAAAUUACUCAAAUCUUUCCGCUUGUCCAAUUUUCCUGCUUUCAACAUGUGAAAUUCAAGAACUGACUGUUCAUUUGAUGCCUAAUAUAUUCCACCCCUUGAUAGGUGCAAUUGUAACGAUAUAAUCAAUGGUACUCACUCUUGAAUCAAUGCAUCUCUAUGAGGAAAAUUCAGCAUCUCCUUGCAGAACUUGGGGACGCUAAAUGGCAGGGCUGCUUACUGUGCAGCCCUGAGCCAGGAAGCCCCUCCAGUGACCAUCUAAGGAGUGGAAAAUGCCUGAAGGGAGCUGUUAUACUCACUAGAGCAACUACAUUAAGCUUAGCGUAUAUAUGAUAAGGGAAGUAACAAAACUAAGGUCUGCCUGUAUGUUUACUUUUUAAGAUAAACCAAUUGUAGAUCACUUCUGAGGGACUCAACAAGUUAAUUAAAUUGUUGAAGCAUGGAAAGUGAGGAUUUGUGGUCUCUUAAAUUGCAAGGAAAGGUGUAGAGAAGGGUAGCAUGGACAUUAGGUAAUUUUUAAUAAUAAUUUGUAUGCAUUUUCAUCCUUUACUAUGGUCAAUGCAGAGGAUGUUUUUCACUAUGUUUCUCUAUUGGGGUAGAACUUGCAAUGCUAUCUCUGUGCAUGGUGCUGACCAAAAUUCCCAUGGAUGUCAUUGUUGCUAGUGUAUUAUCCUGAUAACAGCAAAGACCUUUAAAUGUCUGUAAUAAUGUAUGGGGAUUACAAUAUUUGUAUGUCUUUGUAUCCAUUAGUCUCUCUAUAUUUUAUUUUUUAUUUUUUUCCCAUUAUAGGACCUAACGUUACUUUUAGGUUAUACUUGGAAUUUGAGGCAACUGUCUUUCUUUAGAUGCAUACGAUGAUGGCAUUUCCUUUCCUAGUACAGCUACAGCAUCCAUAUAUUAUUUACACCACAAGAGAGAUUCUAGCUUUGUUACUCACUUCUCCUGUAGUGGGAAAACUAUGUUUCAGCCUAGCAGCGUAAAUCUGCCACAAACUGUGAGUGGAAUUUAACCUAUAUUUGCAUGAUGAGCAGAUUGUCACUGUAUUCUAUGUCUGCCAUUAGUGCAUACUUCUUUCCCAAUUUUUAAAGAAAAGUAGAUUUUUUAGUUUAAAGUUUAUUUGAUUUUCAUCAAACUAAAUUAGAAAUAACGGAUACAGUGUUAUACGUGAACUGAAAGCAACAAUGCGUAAGUCUUCUCCAAUAGCAGAGUAAAACAACAAAAUAAAUCAUACAAAAGGGAAAAAAAAUUACAGUUUUUUCGAAACUGCAGUGUUUACAUCCUGCCACUAGAGGCACUUGCCGGUCCCUAACCGUUUUACUCGAUGAAACAAUGUUGGACAUCCUUGCGCUUUGCUUGGUUCAAUUUCCAAUGGGGUCGUUUUAAUGUUUGCAUGGUGAGUGCUAUGCAUGCACAUUAUGUUCUACCGUUGCCGUGCUGUAGCAGGAGACCUAGCUAGUGCAGAGUAAAAACUCAUUCAUCACCAAAUAGUGGAAGGGGAACUAUUCAGUUACAAACAGGGACAUUAUAGUUAGGAAUACAGAUUUGAAUCUUUAACCGAUUGGAAAACAAGAACUAUUCCAAAGUGUCGAACACGUUUUUCAGUCCUCUUAUGACCAUACUUCCCAACAUUUCAAAAGGACAAAGUGGGACACUUACAUUUUAGGGGUGUGAGUAAGGUUUUGGGAAAGGAGACAUUUUAGGUAAGUCGCUGUAAACAAUUUAUACAAUUAAAAUGUAUAAAUGUAUCUUAUUCAUAAAGACUUAUUUCUAAACACAUUUAUUGUAGUUUAAAGACACAUUACUGUGAGUAGUAUUGCUCUGUUAUAGACUCAGAAAAACUAACAAUAUAGAACUCCUAGAAAAGAGUGACAUUAAGAUGACAGAGGGAUUUGGUCCUAAAACAGGGACUGUCCCUCCUAAAUCGGGACACUUGGGAGGCAUGUCUUAUGUGUAUAAUUCCAUAUAUGCAUUGGGACGGGAUGUCUUUGUGUGAGUUAAUUUAGUUUUUUGGUUUUUUUUUGUGUGUGUACUUUUAUGUAAUUUCUGUUUGCAAACACUCAUGUUAAUACUUGAUUUACAUUUCUAAUGUAGCACUCUUAGCUAGGGUUCAUAAUCAAUUAUACAAGUUCAGUAACAAAUCUAAUAUGGAACUGAAUCAUGUGGAAUAUUAGUAGAUAAAUGCUAAUGAACCACCACUAUGACUGUUGUAAUAUAUGUUCAAGAGCAACUGUCAGAUGUGUAUUUUACACAGUACAAUGCGUGAAAAAUAUAGGAGGGGGCCGAGGGACAGUGAGUGACCUAAUACUUCGACAUGGCCCUGAGUGUAAAGAGGGACUGACAGACAGUGCUUGGUCCACCAUAUAUUUGUGGCAUCUGCUGACUUUUGCAUUUGCAGUGAGUUGUGUCACACCCUCAAAGCAAGAUUCUGUGUAAAAUUACGCAAUAUGGCUGACAUGAACAUUACUUUCCUUAAGGCUUUCUGAGGCAAUCAGUUGGGUUAUGUGAGGGAAGAGCCAAGCUUUAUCAUCCCUCAUGUUUUUCACAGUGAUAAAAAGUCCCUGCUUUGUAUUGCAUAUUUUUUAUCAAAACACGCAGCUACAAGGCUACUGGAUUUCAAGCUUUAUUAAGUGUGUCUGCAAUACAUGGUAGGAGGCAAAUUUGAGUGGCAAAACCCUUAGACAAGGCCUUCAAUAGAGGACAGUCCUUGAUCCACCAUAUUAUUUUGGUAACUGCUGGCAUCCUUACUAAAUUCCAGUGGCCAAGUAAAAUAAAUAAUUAGCAAAACCCUAGUUUCUGCUGCAUUUCAAACUUGACUAAGCAUGUUCAACAAUUAAAGGGACACUCCAAGUACCAUAACAAAAAUGUCCCUUUCCUCCUUUACCCAGUCAACGAUAGUCACAGAGAUUUACACAAGUUGCAGCUAUAAGCCAUUUUCAGCUUACUGUAAAAUUAGCGAGAUUCACAUGUAUCUCUUUUGCUUUAUUCUGCAUAUUUUCCUACAUAAUGCUUUAAAAAUGAGAAAAGGUUAAUGCCAGUAUCACAUACCCAUUUUAUAUAUAACAAAGGCCUAUGUUAGUACAAAAAAAGCACAUUCAAGCAUUAUAAUUCUUCUUGCUAGUUGAGUAAACCAAAGAAGAGGCUUAUGAAGAAUUAGUCUGUUAAGUAUGUGUUAGAAUACAAGUGCAACUCUAUGUUUCACAUAACUAUAACUAAUUGAAUUCUUCCUGUUUUGGUGUAUAUGAUACCUCCUCUACGUUAUCUACUUCCAUGUGUUCACAGUACCUCUGCCCUUUUCUGUCUUCAACCCUCCUUCUGUUUCCUCCGUAUCACUCCUCUCUCCCAAUCUUUGUUGGGGUAGUCACAGGGUUUGGCUUUGGCUUGAGACUUGAUAAUUUAAAUCCUGUUUCUCUGGUUACACCUGUAAAACUGGCAUGUCGCGGUAUCUCUCUCAGAAAGAUACGGGAUAAUGAGCAGGGUUAGAGUCAACCACCUAAUGUAAUUCUGGGGCACAACCUAUUUCUAGAACUACCCACUUGAUCUAUGAAAAUGUACAACUGUUGCAACCAACCCCUGCUAAAUAUGCCAUCAAUGUAGUUUUGUGAUACCUAUGCUUUACACUUCUUAUGUUAUUGGACUGCAAAUCCCAUAAACCCCAAAAUGCAUGCUCUGUUUUUGUCUGUCAGUGUUUUGUGUGAUUUGUCUGCUGCAAACAUGUAAAUGUGUAGGUUGAUUUCCCUAUGUCAUUAUAGACUGUUUAUUACUUCUUUUGGAAGUGUAACUUCAUGACUAGAAAGGUGAUUCUAAAACCUUAUUACUUUUUUGUUUCUGGGCAGUAAUAUAUAUUGAUCUGUUGAGAUGUCUGUUCACAAACACAGCUAAAAGUUAACUCACUACCUACAAAAUAUACUUUGAAUAAUAUGCAGAGUAUCCACAAGCAUUAAUUUAUUGCAAAGUUAGUUAAAGGACCACUCUAGGCACCCAGACCACUUCAGCUUUAUGAUGUGGUCUGGGUGCCAGGUCCAGCUAGGGUUAACCCAUUUUUUUUAUAAACAUAGCAGUUUCAGUGAAACUGCUAUGUUUAUAAAUGAGUUAAUCCAGCCCUCAAAUCCUCUAGUAGCUGUCUCAAUUGAAAAUCACAGUGAGAAGACGCCAGCGUCCAUAGGAAAGCAUUGUAAAUGGUUUCCUAUGAGACCGGCUGAAUGCGCGCGCAGCUCUUGCCGCGCGUGCGCAUUCAGCCGAAAGGGAGGAGAGGAGGCGGAGAGCUCCCCGCCCUCGCUGGAGAAAAGGUAAGUUUAACCCCUUUCCUCUCCCCAGAGCCCGGUGGGAGGGGGACCCUGAGGGUGGGGGCACCCUCAGGGCACUAUAGUGCCAGGAAAACGAGUAUGUUUUCCUGGCACUAUAGUGGUCCUUUAAGCAUUUCAGUUUGGGAGUAUCUCAGUGCACACACCUUCUCUUUGCCAAGGAUCAAGUUUAUGGAAGGAGACCACUAGUUUUUUAUGACCGCAGAUAAACACCAUCACAGGCCCUAUGUGAAUAUACUGUACAUUCUUGAUCGUUACAUUAAGCAGUGUUGUCUGGGCUUUCACAGGGGUAGUUUACAUCAGGGUGAUGAUUCUAAAUCUUUCUGAUGACCAGAUGUCUAGGCUACAAAUUACAUGUAGAUUCACAAGCAUUCACUAGUUAAACAUUUGUGUCACCAUAAAACAUAUUUCAAACCUUUAAAGUGUUAGAUAUGCCAAAAUAAGAUGUUAAAGGAACACUCUAAGCACCAUAACCACUAACCACUACAAUCUGCUGUAGUGGUUAGGGUGCCAUGAAUGCCUCCUAAAGUUAAUAGUCAAAACAUUGAGAACGGUUUGUACCUGGGGUCCUCGUUGCACCUGCCGUCAACUCAGUGCACAGCUUCCUGGCUGCAGAGCAAUGUCCGACUGUGCAGAGAGGCAGCAAGAUUGCUCACUUGCUAGGAGAUUCUUCUGUUUUUGUAACUCAACAUUUUUAUUGUAUUUUAGAAGUUUAGUAGUUUUACAUUCUGAAAAUAUCAUAGUAGCAUCUGUAAAUUUAAAGUGGGCAUAACACACAAAUAUCCUGACAGGGCUUGAUUACAAAGCAUCAAACUGUUACACACACCCAGCCUUAGACCGUGUUUCAAGAGCUUGGGAGUUAGUAGAGACAUGAGCCCGUCAGAUGUUGAAUUCUUCUGAAAGGGAAAAUACUACUGGAAAAGAUGAAAUUGGUGUAUAGACCUGAUUGGAUCAGAUAGUGGUUAUUAAACUUGUGGGAAAAUGUGUUCCACACUGGUUUGUUCAAAUCACAUUCCACUUAAUCCAGAACGAAUCUUAUCACCAAGGAUUUACCUGUGGAGCAUUAUUCAUUAAAUAAGACAUCAGACGGAGUUAAUCUUCAAUUGUCGAUUAGGAGUAAUAGAAGGAUUUUUUUCUUGUUUGUGAUGCAAUAGGAAAUUGGUUCAAAUUAUAUUCAACAUCAAAAAAAGAUAAGUGUAAAAGGCUGAUUUGAAGGAAAAUUUUCAAACUAUAUUACCCUGCAACAAUGUAUGUGACAUUCCUAAGAAUGCUGGGGUCCAGAAUCAUUGCUUGUUACAUGUAUGUCAUCUGUCUAUGGCAUUUGCACUUGUAACUCAUUAAUAAUCUAUGAGAGAUUGCCAGAUAGCCAGUCUGCCAGCAGACAGCUUCAUACCUUUUGGCUUUUUGCCUAUUCCUCACCCUUGUAUACACCCCAAAUGACCUACGUACGUGUUGAAAUAAAGGGAUAGUUCCAGGAUCUGCAACACUAUCCAUGCAUUCGCACAUAUAUGCUCUAGGUCACAAGAAUCCAGCUUGUUUUUUUAAACUUUAAAACAGGGAUCCUGUAAAUAUUUGGCAUCAGUAUGUGUAAGAAUUGUAAUGCGUAUGGACACAAGUAGUAACGUUAACAAUGGAACUUUGGCUUUCUAGCUAAACAAAAGCUGAAAGACUGCACUGGAACUGCUGUUCUUCAAAGCAAGUCAUGGUUUAUUAGUGUUAGAUAUCCCAUAGUACUGAUGUUCCUCUGGUGGCAGUCAGCCUUAAAGUGUCUCUCUCACCUCAAACCUUCCUCCUAUUGUUUCCUCUUUGCUUGCUCUUUACUUAAUUUCAGAUCUAUUUGUCUUUAAAACAGAACACAAAGUCUUAUGUUUUUUUCUUACGCUUGACAAUUAUGUAGGUAGGGUGGAGCUUAACUAAGUUCCACUUCCUCUGUUAAGGAAAAUUCUCCCAUUCUUCUCUUCUCUAUUAUAUACUUUCUCCGUUGCCUCACAAGAUCAUCUUGCAUCAUUUGAGAAUGCUGGGCAAAGAGCAUGCGUGGGAUUUAUAUCCCAUUGCAUACUUGAGGCUGAAGAAGGUAGUGAGGUUAUGUGACUGCCAGGAUUUACAAGAUGGCGGCGCCGUGAAAAAACAUCCAACAGAACAGAGACUAUACAAGUGUGAGGAACUGACCCUGGUUUACAUACUGCUAAACCUCUUCCUUACCAGUACACCAGCCUGCCUUUUGCAAAUUUACCUGAGAUCUGAUAACCUUGACUCUACAAGCAAUGGUAUCAGUGACAACUCUAUUCAACUGUGUUUAGUCAGGUGUCUGGUUCUUGGCCUAUAUAAGCCACUUCCUGUCUCUCUACCUUUGCCAGAUUAUUGUGGUUCCUGUACUCUCUAAUCAAGCUUGUUCCUGUUUCUCCUACCUGUUGCUGAAUUUGGACCGUUUUGACUUUGCUGCUUCUCCUUCCCACUGACCUCGGCUUGCCUCACUACGAUUAUCAUCUUUCUGUUCCAGUCUCUCAUCUCUGCUUAAGACCAGACGGCCACUCAAGGCUCAGGGGCUCAACCACCUGGGUAGCGAAUGGCUACCUCUGGCAGAAAACAUUGCUGAUCUGGCUACUGGACUCCAAAACUUUGUAACAUCAAUAUCAUUGCAACAAGCUUGGAGAAAAUAAUGACAAUAAGGGGGAAGUUAGGGGCUAAAGAAUAAGGAAGACAAGUAGAAAAGAAAAAGUUUUUCUGUGACAGAGCCGCUUUAACAUGGCUACUUUUGUACAGGCCCAGACUAUAUGAAAGGCAGAUUCUUUGUGUUGUAUUUCAUCAUUAUUUAAUAGCACCCCUGGCCAUGCUUUAUAAUAAUAUAUGCCCCUGAACAUUAAAUUGUUGGACAAUUCACAUUAGCAUGUCGAUAGGUUCUUUUAACAGGAGGCUGGUAAAUCAUGAAACCCCCUAUAGUUACCCACUGGGACCAAGUGUCCCUGCAGAGUUGAGGUGUGGAUGCCGGUCUCUCUCAUGAUAGCUAUGCUGUAACAUUGCAUCAUUAGUAGAGGAGGGGUGUGUCCAUGGAAACCGGUCUCUGGAUAGCAGACUCUCUGAUUAACCCUGUAUAUACUGUGACAGCACACGUCUGUCAUAUUUAUUUUUAUAACCUGUUCACUUGUCUUUCACAACAGUAACAAGCUAAUGUCCAUUAUCUGUUUAAAGCACUUUAAGGGUCAGUCCCUGGUAGGUGUGAAAUGAUCUUGAAAUAGCGAUUUCUAAUAGAUAAAAUAAGUGCAUGUGCCGACCUACAUUAUAUUAGUGUAACAUGAAUUCUUGGGCAUGUCGGAACUUAUCAAUUGUUAAAAAUAAAGUCAUGCAAGUAACCAGAAUCCAACACACAUGGUUAACCUUUUUGAAUUCUUUACUGUCUGUAAUGCUACACAAAAUAUUGGGAUAAGAAAAUUAUUAAAUCUUGGAUGCAAUUAGAUUUGUUUGCAAAUGUAAUUUGUUUGGGUUGGAGGAAUCAAGUAAAGAUUUGUUUCAUAUUAUCGGUAUGGCUUUAAGAUAUUGUAGAUGUACACAUUCUAAUGUGUUUGAAUUAAAUGAAAGACAAGUUUACUUUUUUGUCCAGGGAGAAAUGCAGGGAUAUUCUGGAGUCCAAAAAAUAUUUUACCCCUUACUGAUGCAAAACUAGCACUGCCUGGAGAAGGGCUUGUAUUCAAGUUUUACAUUUGUGAAUUCUAUGAAUGGACUUCUGAAAGAUAAAAUAUAUUAUAUAUAUUUGUUCUUUUUUUCCAAUUGACUAGCAUGACGAUAUUCAUUUGUACAGUUUAAUACCGCUAAAAUAGAUAUCUAGGAAAGUAAUCAGAACUAACUGCAGGAGGAAGGAAAGGGUAGAAGAAGAGAGGUCAGAGAGACUCUGAAAGGGUUGUUAUUGUAAUUGGUCCCUUAGUGUAGAUGUUGUAAUACACAGGCAGAGUUACAUAUUGUAUCACUCUCCUAUCCCCACCUUCCUUUUACCUCUCACUCCCACAACAUCCUGCCUCUUGUACAUUCUCCAACUAUCUCAUACUUAAUAUCUCUCCUUUUUUAAUCCUUGCUUUCAUUCCAGUAACACACCCCAUCCCUCAUUCUCCUAUUCUUUCAUCAGCCAAAUUAUUUUCCUGUCCCCCGGUUACUUUUAUUCAUUUCCCUUUCGGGUCAUCCAAAUGCUUUCUUUUCUAAAUGUGACUUUCUAUCAUAACUCCUUAUGCCUUGCUCUGUUCUAUGUUUAGUCCCAGUCUGACCCCUAGUUCCUUUAAAGUUGUAAUAGAACUACAGGGAGUUCACUACCCCUCACUACACACCCCCAGCAUCAGGAAGUCAGGUUCUGUCCUCAGAUGAACCCAUGAAAACACUCCUACUCAUCCUGAAACAAUAACGUAACUCUGACUGCUUGAGAAACUAUACAAAUAGGAUAUAAAGAUCCGUUUUACAGAGAUGAAUGACUGCCAUGCAGAAAAAUAGGUAUAAGAAAAGGGACAUAAAUACACUGAGGACUCAGAGUAUAGCGAGAAAUAGGAGAGGUUAUAUGAGGCAAUAUUAGUAGUUAUAUAGAGAGAUUAUAUAGACAGAUAUGAGGGUUAAAGGACCACUAUAGUGCCAGGAAAACAUACCUGUUUUCCUGGCAUCAUAGUGCCCUGAGGGUGCUCCCACCCUCAGGGUCCCCCUCCCGCCGGGCUCUAGGGAGUGGAAGGGGUUAAACUUACCUCUUUCUCCAGCGCCGGGUGGGAGACUCUCCGCCUCCUCUCCUCCUCCUCGGCUGAGUGCGAAUGCGCGGCAAGAGCCGCGCGCGCAUUCAGCCAGUCUCAUAGGAAAGCAUUCACAAUGAGACAGCCACUAGAGGCUGGAUUAACCCUAAUAUAAACAAGGGUUAAUAUAUUAACCCUAAUAUAAACAAAGGUUAUAGAAAAAAGGGUUAAUCCUAGCUGGACCUGGCACCCAGACCACUUCAUUAAGCUGAAGUGGUCUGGGUGCCUAUAGUGGUCCUUUAAAGACAGCUGGCUAGCACUCAAUAUGAGGAGUUUUAGAGGGAGUUAUAUAAAGAAAUAAGACUCAAUAUAGGGAACUGUUAUAAAGAUAUGGGUGGGUGAAAGGAUAUUUCUCUGCAGAGAUAGAAGUGUUAUAUAUAGGAGGAGUGAUAGUGAGAUGUUCUAUAGAGAGAUAGGAAAAGUUAUAUAGAGAGAUAGGAGGAGUUAUAAAGAGGUUAUAUAGAGAGAUAGGAGGAGUUAUAGAGAGCGUUUAUAUAGAGUGAUAGGUGGCGUUUUAGAGAGAGGUUAUAGGCAGAGAUAGGAGGAGUUAUAUAUAUAUAUAUAUAUAUAUAUAUAUAGGUUAUAUAGAGAGAUAGGAGUUAUAUGGAGAGAUAGGAGUUAUAUGGAGAGAUAGGAGGAGUUAUUGGGAGAGGUUAUAUGGAGAGAUAGGAGGAGUUAUAGGGAGAGGUUAUAUAGACACAUAGGAGGAGUUAUAGGGAGAGGUUAGAUGGAGAGAUAGGAGGAGUUUUAGGGAGAGGUUAUAUGGAGUAAUAGGAGGAGUUAUAGGGAAAGGUUAUAUAGAGAGAUAGGAGGAAUUAUAGUGAGAGGUUAUAGGGAGAGAUAGGAGGAAUUAUAGGGAGAGGUUAUAUAGAGAGAUAGGAGUUAUAGGGAGAGGUUAUAUGGAGUUAUAGGGAGAGGUUAUAUGGAGAGAUAGGAGGAGUUAUAGGGAGAGGUUAUAUGGAGAGAUAGGAGAGGUAAUAUGGAGAGAUAGGAGGAGUUAUAGGGAGUGAUAGGAAGAGUUAUAGAGAAAGGUUAUAUGGAGAGAUAGGAGGAGUUAUAGGGAGAGGUUAUAUGGAGAGAUAGGAGGAGUUAUAGGGAGAGAUAGGAGGAGUCAUAGGGAGAGGUUAUAUAGGGAGAUAGGAUGAGUUAUAGGGAGAGGUUUUAUAGAGAGAUAGGAGGAGUUAUAAGGAGAGGUAUAUGGAGUAAUAUUAGGAGUUAUAGUGAGAGGUUAUAUAGAAAGAUAGGUGUUAUAGAGAGAGUUUAUAUGGAGAAAUAGGAUGAGUUAUCAAAAGAAGUUAUAUAGAGUUAGAAGACGUUAUACAGAGAGUUUAUGUGGGGAGAUAGGAGUUACCAUAUUUGUGCUAUUUAAGAGAAAUGUGUAUAAAGAUGUGCACUCUCAUUCUGUCUGCUUUGUAUUGAUCCAGUCUCCAGUGACUUCAAGAACUUGAGGUCACAUGAGGAGAGCAGACGCUCCCAGCACAUAUUUGUCUUUGCUGCGUACAUAAUUUUUACUGCCACACCAUAAAAGGAUUGUGAACUUGAGAUCUCAGUGAUAGUAUAGUUAUACAUAAUGAGCUGCAUAAUAUUGCUCAGUAUUAAUGUACACAGCAUAAAUACACAGUUUUCUAUGAAAGAUAUUGGUAAUCUAUACACUAGAAAUUAACACGUUGCACUCUAUAACAGUGCUGAGUCUCUAGUGACUGAUUAUUAGAACAUUAAGCAGGUCAGUGAGACUCAGGCUUUAAGAUUUGUCAAUAACACACUAUAUAGUCAUAGUAUCUAGAACAGGAGGACACAAUAGUUAAAUCAAUGGCAGGGUUAUUAUAGUGAAAUGAAACUGCAAUGACAAAAUUCAGGCGAAAGUAGCCAAACCUUGUCUAAAGCUGCUUUGAAAAGUUUUACCUAAAUCUUGUCAUUCGGAUUUCAAUUCACUGCAUGAGUUUAAUGAAUAAAUCCAUAGAUAAUAUUGAACUAUAACUCCUAUAAUCCGUAUUCAGCUGUUUGUUAGGCAUAUCUCGACUGCAGAUCAACCAUAGCAAGAGAAUUGCUUAUUACACUGCAAUGGAAAUGAACACUCAGUGCUUAAAAUUACUGGGGUUUAUUUGUCAAAUACUGAAUUAUAGGUAAUAGAAAACCAAUCUGCAAAAAGACUAGAAUAGACAAAGCGUGGCUUUCGUAGAUUUGGAGGAUUCCAAUUCUUUUUUUGGUUUUAAAUUCACUACCAUUUGUUGUUUUAGUGAGUUAACUCUACUGAGUAUCAAUUCACUUAUAAUCAACCUACUGGCCUGUGGAUUGCAGAUAGUUUGAUAAAUUCUUGCAAUGUCAGCUGAGAGUGUUUUACAUGCUGUAAAUUUUUCAUUGGAAGCUCUCACUCAGCUAUGUAUUGCAAGGCUGUCCAACAGUAGCCCUUAAGACUUAUGAAUAAAACGUACAUUUUUCAUAGUGACGUGCAAAAUUCCUUCACUAACAAUUAGCUAAUUCUAGAAUGCAGUCAGAAAAUGUCCUUCAAGUACUGAAUUUGGCAGCCAUGUCCCUUUGAUUAAUGUAUGGUUCAACAGAUCUUUAGUGAAAAUUUUCUAUACAGAGGUCUGGUAAUAUAAUUUGUGCCCAGACCUUCUAAAUACCAUUUUAUUUUUGAAACAGUAUACAUCUUUGAAAAUACUAUCCAUUGUUCUUCUCAAAUGGAACGAACACUAACACCUAACUAAAAGGCCAUGGAAACCAUUAAAACAUCUCAGAGAACAUUUAGAACGUCGCAAAGAAUUGCCUGUUUAGCUGCGAUAAAUCUGACCUGUUGAAUUAUUAUCCAACAAUCAGUGAGCUCUCUGGUCAACCAACAAGAUGUGAACCAAUAUACCAGUGUUGGAAAUAUGUUUAGUGUACGUUUUCCUUUUUAGUGAAUAUAUCCUAUAGCAAAUAUUUAGCACUUCAUUUAAUCUCAAAUACUUCAAAUGGGAGGGUGUAUACUCAUAGUGCCUAGCCUUACUUUGCUUGAUCACCAUAAUUAGCUGCCUCAGGCAAUUAAAACUCUGAAGGGUCACAUUCCCUUUUGGCUCUGAGGUUUCCAUUUGUCCUCCCUGGUCUAUAAUUUAUUACUCAAAUUACAAACAUAUUCUGAGAAUUUUUCUAAUUACUGUUGCUCAAACCCUCAUUGAAGCAAGUUAUUAUCAGGGACUACAAAGGCAUCAUCAUUAUUCAUAUACUGCAAAUUCAGUAUUCAUACUCAAAGUCCAGGGUACCGGUUACUACAGGAAUAAUACUCAGAAGUAUACAUUGCAUCAAGUUUAUCUUACCAGUAUUUGGAAUAAUAUUGUCAUAUACACCAUACUUUCACAUGGAUACAUCUAAUUUGUAUGUAUUCAUGAGUAGCACUUGAAAAACAAUGCUCUGUGAUAUAUAGAACUCUUAUGUUGCAGGUAGGGCAUAUGCAUAUAGUCAACAAUCAUUAUGGAAUACUGAAUCAUAUAAAUCCUACAUACUACAGGGCAAUUUUUUUACUACUACUACAGGGUUGCUGUUUGAUGACCCCUAGAUCUGAAGCAAUCUAUAUGCAGAAAAACAUCACAGUAAAGUGUUCUAAUAUCCGUAUAUGUACACAUUGAUUGGCUGCCUCUGAAGUAAUGCAAAUUAUGAUUUGGAGAUUCUCACUGCUGCUGCAUAGUGAGGCACUUGCUUAAUUUGACAAUGGUACUAUGUCAUUGAAAGUGAAGUGAUGGAACAUGAGGACUAAGUUGUAUGGUUAUGAAUACAUCCAUGUAAAAAUGAUAAGUGGGGCUAGUAAUAUAUUGUAUCGAAAUGCAAGCUCCAUUGCUGGGAAUUCAAAGCGAUUUCUAAAAUUUAGGCUAGGAUAGCUGAAUCUUUUCAGUUCAGCUAUUCUUGCCUGAAAUUUGAAAUUCACUUUUCAUUCAGCUAACACUUUAGUGAAUAACCUUACAUGAUGUUUAGUAAUCAUCUUAAACUGAACGUUAUAUGUCAAUCUACGUACUAAUUGAUUGAUUCAUUCUGAUUUAUAUGGCGAACCGAUUUGUUAGUUUAUAGGUUGACAAGCAUUUGAUUUGUUCAAUGCAACUGAAAGGGAUUUGUGCAUAGGUCUAGUGCACAUAUUAUUAACAAAUUGUGUGGAUGGCAGGUUCACCUUUAGGUAGGUACAAAGUCAAUCUAUAUAUUAUGCUGGGGAAAUUACCAUUAUAUGUAUGGGUUAGGGUAUUUAUUCACCUGAACAUUAAUCAAUACAUAUUCUAGUGAUUUGGCUCCAUUUUCUGUAAAGUGACAUUAAGUCCUCUUGGUCGUGACUGAUGCAUGUUAAGGAUAAGGAGUGCCCGUGGCUUUCUUAGCAUCACUGAACUUCUAGUUCCUGAAUAACUUCAGAUCUAUCUUUGGACAUUCCCUGAUCCGUAGAACAGUCAAUUAAUCACGGCUUAUAGCCCUAAUAUUUCUCAUUCCCAUGUGAAAUCUAUUCUAUUUGUGGGCAUUUAGCUUCUCGUGCCAGCUUUACCAGUGAACAGAUAUUUAUUAUUCAUAUACAUAUUAUACAUACAUCUUGCCCAUCUGGAAUAGCCAGCUGUUAAUGAGCUGGAAGUGCCAAAAGCUGGCAGAUGAUUAUGAGAAUUAUAGUUUUGAGCUAGCGGCAAAUCUACCCUUUUGACGUUCUUCACGUAUGGACACGCGACAUAUGAUACCCAGUUCUGCAUUUUUUAUUUCAAGUGUAAGAUACAUACACUUGCAUGAGUUUUGUUAAUUAUGAAUAUACAUAGUGUCAUCAUUCAUCAUCACUCAGCAUUUUCACUCCGCACAAAGGGGCUAUGUGAAAAUAUUGGAGCAAUUUCUAACCCGACAAAUUAUUUUAUUUUUAGCAUUUCACAUUCAUAGCAUUUGUAAAAAUAUCUAGAAAGACUAUAUGUAUAACAAAUAAAAGUGGGCAUAUAAUGUUCGUUUAGUUUGCUGUGUGAUACCAGGGCUAAAACAUGGUGCAAUUUACAACUAGGUUUAUAUAUUGUCUGCACACAAAUUCCAAUAAUAAAUAAACAAUAAUUAGAUAUUUUUUCCUGUUUUGACAAAGCUGGCUCAUUGAUAUUUUAGUCUGGCUGGAGUCAUUUUUACUCAUAAGCACAUAUAAUUGUGUCACAAUUUCAGCACUUUUCUUCUUAAAAACAUUUUACUAAAAAUCCCAAUACUUUUAAUAUCACUAUAAUCAUUAUGCAGUGCAGGACAUUCAUUAUCAAUAGAAAGAUACUCAGUGUUAUUUUGCAAUGAAAGACCUCCAUCUGAAAUAUACAGAUACACAGCAUUACUAUACUGUGCAGCAUGUACAUUAUCUUCACCGUUAUACGGUGUGAUGUGUUCAUGAUAUUUCUGCGAUAUCAGGUGAUACUCAGUAUAAGUAUGUAUCCUGGUUUCAAUCUCUCUGUCCCUACAAACACCCUGUCAGGUUUCCAUAGUAACCCUCCCGUCGCCGGGCGUCAUGGUAACCGUCUGGGGCUCCCGUAACCAGGGCGACGCGUGCGCUUCCCCCCACACUUGCACACACACACACACACAUUUACAGAGGGAAUUCCCUACUCCCCCUUUUCCUUAAAGGAGCAGUGCGUUAAUUCCCUGGGUUAGCUCUUGGGGGUCUUUGCGCACUUAUCAUCUACAGUUUCUUUAUUGCAGUCUUGUAUGUGCCUAAUUACAUUAUCAAAAAUAAGAAAUUGUAUCUCAUAACCAUUACCUGUUAACGUACACUGGUAUAGUCACCUUCUACUCAUACAUAGAAUGCAUGUAUAAACCGUUUAGGUUUAGAGCCAUUUAUAAUUUAAGUAGGCUUUUAACUCUCAUUAGUCUUAUUUAUUUUAUAGUGUUUUAUUUUAAAUAUUUUUAAUCCAAACCACUCUUCCCAUCUCAUUAUUCCCUCUACAUAUUUCAUCUCUUUCCCUUCACAUCAGUCUUAUAUCUGUCUAUUGCUUUUAUUUAUUCAAGGGCAAAUCUCCCCCUCCCUUCCCUUCCCCUCUAGUUAGUCCCCAUUGACAGCUAGAGACAUCACAGUGUUAAAUUGUCAGUGCUGCCAUGGUGGUGUGGCCGAGUGCCUUCAGCAGUGCCCACAAGUGGGUGUGAAAAUGUCUGGUCCUGCCAAAGUGGACAUAGCCUGUCUCUGUCUAAUAUAUGGAUCUCUGCAUCUCUUUACAGUGAGUUUUGGUGUCUAAGUAGCACUGCCCUUUCCAUUUAAUAAAGUUACAUAGGACCUUAACAUCCGUCAUCAGCAUGCAGCACAGCGUGCUCAUGUCUUUUUUCACAAGUAAUAUGCUAAUAGCUUUUUCCCUAUGCUUCAUAGUAUUCUAAACCUAAAUCGUUUAGCUUGAGGCAGCAGUAUUGUCAAAAUUUGUGCAUUUCAGAGGAAGAGAUUUAACCCCACAUGAUGCACCUCUCACACUCUAUAUAAGGCUUUCCAGUGAAUGACUUUCCACACUACUUGUAGGCUCUGAUGGCAGCAUGAAGUCUUUGGUGCUGUUACUAGCAGCUGUGUGUUUCAGUUUCGAUGCACAGAUUAAUAUCCAUCAUUAUACAGUGUGGGCAGUUCAGUAGAAGAAUAAGGAUGAUGCACAUUUUGCACUGCAGCUGUGUGAGGAUAUCACCUUAAAAGAUACAGAUAGAGUAGGUAAAAUAGAUAUAUCAGUCCAUUCUUUAUUGUCUUUUGAGAAAAAAAACACUUUAAUCUGCAGCUUUAUAUGCAGCAGUGGAUUUGUGGGUUUGUAGUUAUGGACAUUCUAAAAAUUAUUAUUAUAUUCAGUUUAUGCAUUAUAUUACACUGUUUGUCAAAGGUCACUGCAGCUGAUACAGCUCAUAUUUGAAAAAUAUGUGUGUUUUUUGUUAUUUUUAAUGUUUCCAGAAUCGUACAAUUGUUUUAUUUUUCCCUAAUACACGCUUCAUUGGUAUAUAUAUAUGUUUACAACUAAGUUUAGUGUUAGUGUUUGGGUUGCUUUAAUUGUAGGAUAGUACCUAGACACAUAUGCCCAAGAUUAGUGAGAGUUACACUCAUGGGCGGAAAUGCCUUCUCCAGACAGAAAUAUGUCAGCAGAGGACCUGGGGGAGGGGGGGACAGAAUUGCAAUAUUUCUAUCUCCUCAGCUCCUUUACAGAAAUAUUAUCUGAAAAGGGCUGCAUUAAAACUACAGUAGAUGCAUAUAGCAGCUUCUGUCUGGGAGUAUAACUUGCACCAAUCUUACCAUGUAUGUCCUGACACUGCUCUGAGAGGAUUAAGGGCCAUGCUGUGCACGGUGACAGUCACAUCAUGCAUAUUACAGAGAAUGUAUGUAUUGUGUUUCUAUCUCUAUACAUGCCUCCCAACACUUCGAUUUUUGGGUCCUGUCCUGACUUUGUUCCCUGGUAUGCCAUUUUUUUGGGACACCAGGGAACUGUCCCCAAAAAACAUAGUGCAAGCGGAUCAUUAUAUGCAUUAUAUGUGUUCGCGCUACGCUAAGGGCACUAGGACCCUGCAGAGAACACUGAAACAGGGCUUCCUGCACGACCAGCCCUCAGUGAACUGGCCUGUGGGUUUUAAAGACAGCCUGGCAUGCAUUCACAUCAGGCCAACUGUAAGUUUUUCAGGCAGAACCACUCCUUUUUGGGCACGUCUACCCCUUUGCGUCACUGGUUCAGUCACCUGUCCUCCCCCGUAAUGCAGGAUGAAGUCUAAAAUACAAUGCUUGUCUGUGCGCAUUUGCAUGUCAAGCUGGGAACUCUGAUUUGUCAAGUUUCCAUAUACAAGAAGGACCUUUUAACGUCCUACCUGAUAUAUGCAGGUUUUAUAUAUAUAUAUACACACACACACAUCAAAGUAUUCAUAUUUUUACUUACAGUUUUGGCCUGUAAGGGAAUAUUGGAUUCUGGAUUGGAUUUGUAAAGUUGUAAAGCAGUCCCUCUGAUUUUGAAGUGUAUUGAUACUAAUUAUUGUUUUAUAAUGCAGUAUUCAUUAAUUAAAAAUAUUGAGCAUCUAACGGAGGAGGGAAGUGAGUUCCACAGGGGUGCAGCCCUCGAGAAGUCUUGAAGUCAAGCAUCAGAGGUGGGAGUAUGGACAGAAGAUAGACGUAAGUCUUCAGCAGAGCGUAAGGGCCUAAACGGGACAUACUUGUGUAUUAGGGAGGAUAGAUAGGUGGGAGCAGAAUUAUGUCGAGAUUUGAAAGCAAGAACCAGAAUUUUAAAUUGAGCCCUAUAUCUUACAGGAAGCCAAUGUAGGGACUGACAGAUGGGUGAGGCGUGGGAGGUGCAGGCGGACAGGAAGAUGAGCCUCGCCGCCGCAUUCAUUAUGGAAUGUAACGGCGCAAGUUGGGAGCAGGAAAGACCACUGAGAAGUGGAUUGCAGUAGUCAAAAACAAGAAAGGACAGUGGAAUGGACCAGCACCUUACUCGCAUCUGGCGUUACGUAGGGUUGGAUGCGUGCAAUGUUUUUGAGAUGCAAGCGGCAGGAUUUGGCAAUAGACUGAACAUGACGGAUGAGGUCGGAGUCAAAGAGAACACCUAGGCAACGAGUCUGUGUGGUGGAGCUGAUGGUAGCACCAUUGACUUGGAGGGAGACACAGGAGUAGCAACACUUGAGGGAGGAAAGAUCAGAAUUUCAGUUUUGGUCAAGUUUGAGUUUAAGGAAGUGGGCAGCCAUCCAGUUAGCAAUAGCAGAGAGGCAGUCAGAGACACUAGUCAAGAGGGACAGGGAGAGAUCAGGAGAGGACAGAUAGAUUUACGUGUCAUCCACAUAGAAAUGAUAUUGGAAGCCAAAGAAGCUAAUGAGUUUACCAAGGGAGGCAGUAUAGAUAGAGAACAGUAGGGGACCAAGGACUGAACCUUGGGGGACUCCAACAGAGAGGAGUUGGGGAGAAGAAGCAACUCCUGAGAAAGAAACACUGAAAGAGCGCUGGGAGAGGUAGGAGGAGCACCAGGAGAGAGCAAUAUCUUAUUAUCCACUGCGUGGGAAUCAUAUUUGAUGUUAAGACACUAAUAAAGAUGGAUUUAACAUAACAUUUGUAUCUUGUAAUAUGCAUAUAUUAAUAUAUACUAAUACUAAUAUAUUUUGUUGGCAUCAUAUAGCGCCAUUUUAUUUUGCAGAGCUUUAACAUUUAACAAUAAAUGAACCAAUUAUAAAUUGUUACAGGAACAAUAGUUUGAUGAAGACCCUGCUCCAAAGUGCUUACAAUCUGAAGUAGGUAUGUGUGUGUAUAUAUAUAUAUAUAUAUAUAUAUUUUUAUAUAUAUAUAUAUAUAUAUACAUACACAUAUACAACUCCAGAAAGCGUUGCACUCUAACUAUACCAUAGUCAAUGUUUCAAUUUUGAUUUAAAACUUUUGUCAGGAAAUGUUGACAAAUAAAAGUUACUUUUUAUUGAAGAAGACCCUCUCUUCUUGGAAUUUGAUAUUAUAUUCUGGAUUUAAAUACCAGGCACAUAAUAUAUCCCAGACACAUAUGUGUAUGUGUGUGUGUGUGUGUGUAUAUAUAUAUAUAUAUAUAUUUAUUUUUUUCCUGGAAAUACUACUUAUCAUUAUACACUGUAUAGAACAUAGUCUAUAGUAUUCAGUAGUUAAAUGCUGGCCCUUCAAUCCAUGAACUCUCAUUUUCAAGCCAAAGGUUUAUUAAAAAGCUAGCCAAAAUCCCCUAUGAAUGUGAGAUUAGAAUAAUGUGUUUAACACAGAUUUUCUUUUUUUUUGUUCAUGAAAUGCUGUGCUUCAUAAACCAUUCAUCAGUAGGCUCGGGUGGAAAGAGCAGCUGUUUAUCUCCAAAAAUCUGUACUUUGCAAUGAUGGGAGACCUCGGGGGACUGACCAGGCAGGAGGGCGUGCUUGGAACGCCCACUCCACUGCAAGCCACAGCUUGCCCUCUUUGAGCCAGCAUCCUCAUCCCAUAGGGACAUAGGCACACCAACCUAGCUAUCUUUGGUACAUGCAGUGUUUAAUUAUCCUGCAACUUUUUAGAAGACUGCUACACCAACUGUUCUAAGACAAUCAAUGUUUAAUUCUAGUACUGAUAAAUCUGUGACAGUACUGGGUAAGGGAUAAAACUAGGGACAAAUGUUAUCUAACUCAAUGUGUGUGUCUCUCUGUAUAGCAAACACCCAUAUAUUUUUAUAAACUUUACCAGAUAUCAACAAACAGUGUUUAACUUCAGGAAGGUAUUACUUUAUCUAUACAUUGUGCUUUAAAAGUCCCCAGCAAAUGGAUGAAUAAAAUUGCACUUAAACAACAUAACCACUACUGCUAAGUGUAGUGGUUAUAUUGCCUAGACUGCCUUGGCACCAUCCCUCUGUUUAAUGUCAAGUUGUUUAGGGACAGUUUGAUAUAAACUAGGGCUCUUCCUAUCACCCAGAGACUGUCCGUUGUGUUUUCAAGAUUAUGUGUGUUUUUAAAUAAAUGUGCCUCCAAACACUCAAUAAUUCAUUAUGCGAUAUAUGUACUUACAAAAGCAUACAGUCAAAAGUCAGUUGAAUUUGAAUAUUAACAUAUUAUAUGACGCUGCAAAUCUAUGUCAGUCUGCAUUCUCAUUUAGUUAUAUAUUUCUAAUGUGUAACAUGGUUAUAUGAUCUUAGAACAUACAGUGAUAUAAUUUCUAAUUAGUGGGGUAAUAGCUGCUUGAUCCAGGGAGAUAUCUGACUGCCAUUUUGGGUUCAAGAAGGAAUUUUCCCCUAGUUUGUUGCAAAAUUGGAAGCGCUUCAGACUGUUUUUUUUUUGUCUCCUCUUGGAUCAACAGCAAAAACAUAUGCGAGGAAGGCUGAACUUGAUGGAUGCAAGUCUCUUUUCAGCUUUAUAACUAUGUAACUAUGUAGAAGACAUGUAGAAGUGUCCUUGCUAGAUAUUUUCUGAUUGAUGUUAAAGUAACACUAUUUAGUCCCCCUUUCCCUCCUCAAAACUAGUAAAAACUCAUCUUACUUCCAGGGACUCUCAGGUCUGCCCACAUUGGCUCCUUUCCUGAUCUGCCUCCUUGGCUGACACCAUCAGAAUUGAUCAUCUCAGGCAAUCAGAAUGCUUUCCUCUAGUGAGGAGUGGCCACUAGAGGUGUAACUAGGCUGUAAUGUAGGCAGUAUUUACAUGAAAAUGCAUGCAGAGACUGAUUAGUCUCACCAGAACAACUACAAUAUGAUGUAGUUCUUCUGGUGAGUAUAGUGUCCUUUUUAAUGAUCGUGCUACCUACUGCAAUUAAAUAGUCUGCAGUUGCUCACUAGGACCAAAAAGGACUGUUUGGCCCUGAGUGUGACUCCCACACUCCAGCAUAAAAGAAGCUUAGAAAUCAGAAAUUGGCAUGCUUAACAGUGCUAGGGUUAUUUACUAAAGUGAGAAUUCAAAGUGACUUUAAAAUUUAAGGCCAGAGACUGAAAGCGUAACUAUGAUUCAGAUGAAAAAACCUGGAUGCAAAAGCUUGAUUAGUACUUUGCAUGUUCAUGUGUGUGUAUAGUAUACUAUUCCUCUGUACACAUGCACAGACAACCAUACACCUAUUUAAAUAGUUUCAAUAGGAUUUUAGCUCUUACUUGACUUUCAUGAAAAUUAUGCUUCUUAUCAUGCCUCUUUUAUAAAUUCUACAUACAUUUGACAAUGUCUAAUGUCAUACAACGUACCCUCCAUCUGUUUAGUAUUUCUUUUUUCCUUUAGUGAUCUCUUUGCAUACAUCAUCUGCUCGUUUUGCCCUUCUUUCUGCCCUGUCUUUUGUAACGAACCUAUAACCCACGGGUGUUGAAAAUAGCAUGCUAGCUCUGUGCGUGCACAGAUAUCGUGGGGUGAUGUGACAUUCAGUGACCCGAACAGACCUAACACGCAACAGUGUUUCUAACUGAGGGGAGGGGGCAUGAACAGAGGAGAGGCCGCAGCGACCACCUUUUGUAUAUAGUUAUAUUUAUAAUGGAUAAAUGUAGCAAGUACCUUAGAACAUGCUGCCUCAUAAGCAAAUUAUUUAAUUAAUAACUCCAUAAAACACUGACCUUUAUCAGUAUAUUAUACAGCAACACAAGAUUGCAUGCUUUUCAUCAGAAAACGAGUGUAUUCUUGUGAUUAAUAGGACUUGCCCCUUACACUCAGUAAAUCCUAGAUUUGUUACUAUUCUAAUUAUAUCUGCUACUGGAUCCUCAGAUUUAUAUUGUCUGAAUAUGUAUAUGCCGGUAUGGCUUCAUUAAAAGACUAGUACACGUUUGUCAUUAAAAAGACAUGUCCUUCACUUCACUAAAUCCUAGAUUUGUACCUGAUCUGGCUGUAUUUCAUUUUGGAUCCUUGGAUUUCAUUGCCAAUGCAUUUAUCUGUCUGUGUGACUUCCUUGAUGCACUGUGAAGUUAAAAUUAUACAAAGCCAUCAACAUAUGCAAUCUGCAUAUUCUAGCAGUUAUUUUGCGCAUAUCCUAAAAUUUUCAUGUCUAUGUACACUCUAGCAAAUCUCUCUAGUUGGACUCUAUCAGGCACUUUCUAAUUAUGUGAUAAAUGAAUCCUGUAUUUCUUAUUCUCGACAAUUUAUCCUGCCAAAACAGAACAUUCUUUUGUGCUCAUAGCAAUCGUUCUGUGAUGCUCCUUGCAACCAAUUUAACACGCCUUUGCUUUGUAACUAAACUACCCUGCUGAUUCCAUCCUUCACAAUUUAACACAUCUAUGCAGACAAUUACAACUGUUGUGUUUUUAGCUAUUAUAGUAUUGCAAUAACAGCUACUUUAUGAAUCUACUAAUGUACUGUGAUCUUCACACAUAUAUAUAUAUGUAUGUAUAAAUAUAUUUGCAAUAAGAGACAUGUCAAUUUUCUGUCUGUCUAAUAUCAAUGUUUAUUUUCUUUCUUCCAGAACUCCAUCAGACACAACCUUUCCUUACAUACCCGUUUUAUUCGGGUCCAAAAUGAAGGAACGGGGAAGAGUUCCUGGUGGAUGCUCAAUCCUGAAGGUGGAAAGACAGGAAAGACCCCAAGGAGGAGAGCAGCAUCCAUGGACAGUGCCAGUGGAAAGUUUCUUCGGAUUAAGGGAAAAGCUGGUAAAAAGAAGCAGCAGCAGGUGCAGUCUGCUCCUGAACAUACGAGUGAGGGCAGCCCCUCAUCCCAGCAUGCUAAGUGGUCUGAAAGCCCAUCUUCUCACACCAGUGACGAUUUUGAAGUGUGGGCAGAGUUCCACACCAGAGCAAACCCCGCCACGGGUGCCAUGAGUGGGAGGCUCUCACCCAUUAUGGCCAGUGAUGAGCCAGAUGAUUUGGAGGAUGAUGAAGUUGCACCAUCUUCCCCACUUAUGUACCCAAGCCCAUCUAGCGCCUUGUCACCUAGUGCCCGCUGCUCAGUAGAAAUGCCACGUCUUGCAGAGCUCACUGGAACCAUGGGACUAGGUGAGGCGCUGUCAGAUCACUUGUUAGAUGAAAUGCAGGAUAGCUACAAUGUAUCCUCUGGGGCUGCUUUACGCCAACGUAGUCCCGGUUUCUCUUUCACGUCAAAAUGUCCAACUAUGAGCCCCACUUCUGGUUCUUACUGUGGAGCUAUAUACAGCCAGCCAGCUAUGGGUAUGAUGAGGAGGCUGCCCAUGCAGACAAUCCAGGAGAACAAGCAAGCUGCCUUCUCAUCAAGCAGCACCUACCGGAAUUCCUCCCUUCAGGACAUCCUUUCAGCUAUGUCCUAUGGGCAUAAAGAUACUAUAGGACAGGGUGAUCCUGGACUGACAACAGUUGUGGGACUGCAGCGUAGCCACAGACAGAACACAAACAUGAUAGGUAGCUGUGACUCACCUACAGUGCCCUAUGCUGCUAGCCUGAUGAAAAGCCACAGCUUGUAUCACCCACCCACUCUCAACCACCACUGCUCUGUUAACAACAGUGCCUUAGUAAGUGCAAGUGGACUGCUGAACUCCUCGGAGUCCUGUGGCUUGGCAUCUGCCCCCCACCAUGCAUAUUAUGGCAGCCAAGGGGCACAUGGGGGUCUGCUGGAAGGACCUUACCAAGGAUCUUACCAUCACCAUCACCAUCCUCAAAUGUACAACCAGGACAGAUUCCCUACAGAUCUAGACUUAGACAUGUUCAAUGGGACCUUGGAGUGUGAUGUGGAGUCCAUAAUUCUUAAUGACUUUAUGGACAAUGAUGAGAUGGAUUUCAACUUUGAUUCAGCACUACCACCUCAAGGUGGCUUCAACAUGGCUGCUACAACACAGUCAGCCAAUCAGAGCUGGGUACAAGGAUAAACAAAUACUUUUCCCACUCAACACUGGGUUAAAGUUAUCUUCUUACAGACAGUCAUUUAGCUGAUGGAUUACUGUAUAAAUGUAGGGUUAGUAAAAUUACUUUAUUAUGGAAACAAGAUGGUGUUUCAUAUUUCGAACUUUGUCAGUAAUACAAUUUGGGUCAUCCUUCUCAAUUGUCAUAUGAGUUGAGUAAAGACUAACUUAGAAUGGUGAAACAAAGUCUCCCAAGUGAAACACUUUCUUGUCCAUAUUAAAAACAGGAUUCCAACAUGAAGCUCUCGUGUAAUAGAAAGAGCACAAAAAGUUAGUUAUUGAGACCACUUACAUGAAGGUAAAAGGUAUUGGGAUGAAGGGUUUUGCAUAUAUUUUUUAGUAAAACAAUUAUACAUAGAUAUUAGGGUACAGGUAUGAUCCUGAUAUGAAUAUAUGGAACAUUGUCUGGGUUUCUUUAUGUCAUGCACAUUUGUCCAUAUAUUCAAUCAUUCUCUAUCCUGAUAAUCACACAAAAUGGUCAGUUAAACAUUACCAAGGUCUCAAUAACAAUCUUUAAUGUCUGAGAGCACCCUGUGGGCCCUACAAAGUGUUUACCCCAGUUUUCAAGUACCUCUUACAGGCAGGGUUAGAAAAAUGUUGCUUAAGUGCAAAAUGAGAUGCCUAUCACUUAAUCAUUUAUUUUAAAAAAUGAUCAACAAUCAGGCAAGGUAUUCUUUGAAAGUGCCCUUCUAACAGUACUUGGAAACAAAAUUGAUAAACACUGCUGUAACUAAUGCAUCCUAAAGAAAACUAUUAUUUAAGUAAAGACAUACUAUAUGGAAAACGCCAUAUUUCUUCCUUAGGUCCAUCCAUUGAUUGUUGCCUUUUUAUUGCCAGAAAAACCCAGACCCUUGAAACGAACCUCCUACUACCUUUACCCACAGAAACUGCACUUACUAACACAAGAAUAAAUUAGGUCUGGAUAGUCACACUAUGAAAAUCUGCUGCAUUUUAAUUUUAUUUAUUUUAAUAUUUAUUGAUACACAUUAUUUUGCUCAGUGCUUGCAAACUGAAUAUUCUAAAAUGUCAGAUUACUAUCUAUAUUUAAUGUCUAUACCUUUAAUUCUAUAUUCAACCCAUCACACAUUAUCAAAGCCAGACAUCUGGCUAAGGAAGUUAAAAAUAAAAUUGUUCAUAGCACUAAAUAUCCUUACAUUUAUUCAUCAUCAUUUAUUGACCAAAAGAAAAAAAAAAGAUUUUGUGUAAAAGAGAAAAGGAAACUUGUUUGGAGCACAAACCUUUGUAAUUGAUCUCCCAUGUUUAACCUGUUUUAAAAUGUAAAAAAUACAAUAUUUUAACCUUACAUGCUCUUCUGUAAAAUGGUGCUGAGUAUCUCUGUUAGUGCAAAGCAUUUUUCAAUGUUAUUAAUUUCAUUUUGGCCCCUAAGAGUUUUACCCCUGUAAAAUCUGUGUUAAAACAGUAAUCAGAUUGUAAUCGAAAUCUUGAUAUUUAAAAUAUAUAACCUAAAAUUCUAUUUUUAUCAUUAGUGAACCUGGCAAGGUAAUUUGUUCAAAAGUUAAAUUGAUCCUUUUUGAAGUCAUACAUUUUACUCAGCACCAACCUAUCCUGCAGGUUCAGCUGUGACAUUCUGUGUGUUGGUAUGUAACCUCACAUUCAAGGAAAUCCAAUGUAGAAUUUACAAAGAUUCAGAUUUGACAAUCUAAUGUAUUGGAUUCAUUAAUAUGCACUAUGGAGUUGGGGCGGCAGACAGAUUUUUUUCUCUUUCUCACUAUUUGAAUUUAAUUCUGGCUUUGUGAGUGGUUUGUUACCCUAAAAUGUUUAACACGUCUGUUUACAUUGUGUGUGUUAAGUUUCUCCAUUUUUUUAUUUCAUAAACAGAUUUUAAUAUAUAUAGAACUGUGUACAUACAGAAAAUAUAUUCAAAAUUAUUUUUAUUUUAUUUUAUUUGUAUCUUUUAGUUUUUCUACGCACUCCGAACAUUUUAUUCUCCAUUUUAAAGGACUGUUAAUUUCUUUAUGGCCUCUGUAAAAGUCUGGAGGUUUUUACAAUUACGGCAGUGGUGGUUGGGGAUUUUUGAGAAUACCCUCCAGGAUGUGUCGGAUGAAUAGUGAUUUGAAAGGAAUAAAUUGGCUUGUAAUGCAUUUCUUUUUUUUUUACAUAUUUUAAUGUUUUGCAAUGUGGAAUUAAAAUGGUGGUCUGUUCUUCAGAUGGUGGCUAUUUGGGGGGAGGGGGACCUACAAGGCUAAAUCCUAAAGUGCCUUACUGCACCUGGAAAUGCCAUGUAGUAACUCAAAAUUUCUAUAAUGCCUUCUGUAAUUGAAUACACCUCCAUGUAUAACUGUUCUGAGUAUCUACAAUCUGAAACAUAAAUAUGCUGCUCUGUAUAAGGAUAAUGAGUGUCCACGCACUGAUUAUCAACCCACUGUGCUGCAAAAUGAUGCUCAGUAUCACUAUACACUGCUCCCCUUUGCCCAAUUGGAUCCCUUGCCCUUUUUACUGCGGUGUAAAGCGGUUGUAAUGUUUUUGAGUGUGUUGUUGUAGUGUGUGAAUCUUCAGAUGUAACAUAAACCUGUGUAUACUUACUGUACAGAAUAUUUUCAGGAAUAAAAUUGUUUUAAAUAUUA
This is a messenger RNA of Pelobates cultripes (western spadefoot toad), 39507 nucleotides long. NCBI's taxonomy places the organism in Eukaryota, Metazoa, Chordata, Amphibia, Anura, Pelobatidae. The record is from the annotation of a GenBank genome assembly.